AUGAGAAAAUUCCCACCAAUAAGCAUUUUACUUGUCUUUCAUCUGUUUUUAGUUCAAUCGAUCGUCUCCGAUUGUGCAUGUUCGUCUAGUUCGGGUUAUUGGUCAGCUUGGUUAAAUGUUGGUGCUUGUGUCCCGAGUUGGGUUUGGCUUCAAACGGGCACUGGAGACGCGUCGACUGCAAACACCACAACGAGAGUACAAGCCAACUUCACUUGUGGCUUCUAUGGACGUCAGAUUCAAGGACGGAUAUGUCUUUCAGCAAAAAGGGGAUGUCCGUGCAGUGGUGACGCUUUUCGAACGAUUGCUUGCGGUGAAGCAGCUGCGUGUAACGAUGACCGAUACCCAACGAUCAUUUGUCAAGAUGGAUUUGAUCUAGUCGAUGGUCAAUGUGUCCCUUCUUCACCUCAACCGUCCGACCCACCGGUUAUCGUCGAUCCAAAUGAGAACAAUCCGUUUUGCAAUGUACAACCGGUUUGUGAUUGUCCGAGUGGUGGUGUUUGGAGUGACUGGCAGAACACAUCCACGUGUCCUCUAAUGCCAUCUUUCAGUCGCACGUAUUCUAAUCUUUCUUUUGAGGAAGCCACAUCAUCUCCGCUUGGUUGUGGCUCAUGUCAAGUGCAACUUCAAGAAAGAACAUGUCUCUCAGAACCGCUCGGAUGUCCUUGCACCGAAUCGUCAUGGCGUUGGCGUCGAUGCAAUCCAACAAUCUGCGUUUUUCCUUUGCAAACUUGUUGUGACGAUGUUGAUGGAAUCAAGAGAACGCUUGUCAUAGCUCAAAAAGUCUACCUUUGUUUGCCAACUCCUUCGAAUCUUUGGAAUGAUACAUCAAGCUCAACGGAUCUCUCAUCGAUCACUGAUUGCAGUACUACAUCUACUACGUCUACUACAAUCGCCACAACAACUACAACUACAACAACGACAACGACAACAACGACAACGACAACGACUACAACAACAACGACUACAACAACGGCAACAACAACGACUACAACAACGACAACAACGAAAACAACAACGAGGACAACAACGACGACAACAACGACAAAACCAACCAUCAAAACUACAACAAAACCAACCAUAAAAACCACUACAAAACCAACCACAAAAACCACUACAAAACCAACAACCACAACUAGAACCACCACCACAACUACCACAAAACCCACUACCAGAACUACAACAACAACUCGAAAAACUACGACAAAAACCACAAUGAAAGCAACGACAAGAACGACCACCCGACCAACAACAACAAAAAAACUUCCCGAUUGUUCGUGCACACAAGCCAUCCAAUCUUUUCCACCCAAGCCUGUUCCGACAUUUCCACAGGGAGUAAGUGGUACGUGCUCGCCGACAUCUUACAUAUGGUGGUGUCGACCAUUGAAUGCAAUACAAAAUGCCAGCUAUAUGACCAGCGCUAUUUACGAUGAUCAUGGAAAUAUACUCGCAAAGAAGACUUACUGCGGAAGCAAAUGGCAACAGAACAUUAUCUAUGGAGCGUGUAACACAACGCCAUCACCUCGAACCACAAUAAACCUUGCAAAGUACAAUGGUGCUCGUGUGGCCUACCAAACUUGUAUCAGUAACGGUCUAAACUUGCAAUGUUUGAUUGGA
Molecule: messenger RNA, 1614 nt
Organism: Mesorhabditis belari
Lineage: Eukaryota; Metazoa; Nematoda; Chromadorea; Rhabditida; Rhabditidae
Source: the annotation of a GenBank genome assembly